AUGGCAACUGUUUCCAACGGCUCCGAGUACGACUUCAUCAUCGUGGGCGGUGGUACAGCCGGUAACGCGGUUGCUGGUCGCCUCGCCGAAAACCCCAAUGUCCGCGUUUUGGUCGUUGAAGCCGGCAUUCCAAACCCAGAUCAGAUCGAAGAAAUCACUACCCCAUCCAAGGCCUUUGAUCUUCGUGGAAGCAAGUAUGAUUGGUCUUAUAAAACGACCAUGGUCAAGCGCGACGACUAUGAGCGAAUUGAAAAGCCCAACACCCGUGGAAAGACCCUAGGUGGCAGUUCGUGUGCCAACUACUUCACCUGGAUCCCCGGUUCCAAGCCGACAUUCGAUGAAUGGGAGAAUUUUGGUGGUCAAGACUGGAAUUGGAAUAGCUGCGUUGACUAUCUGCGCAAAUGUGCCACUUACCAUGACGACGAGAAGCUGUAUUCUGCUGAGCUGAGCAAGAUCGGGACCGGUGGCCCGGUCAAUAUCUCCCAUGCCGAAUUGGUGCCGGAAAUGAAGCCGUUCCGCGAUGCUCUUACCAAGGCGUGGGUAUCCAAGGGUGAGGUUUUGACCGAGGACAUCUUCUCUGGUGAGAUGCGGGGUCUCACCCACUGUGUAGACACCAUCUACGGUGGCCAGCGCCAGGGCAGCUUCUUGUAUCUCAAGAAUAAGCCGAAUGUGACAAUUCUCUAUGGGGUCCAGUCAAAGCACUUGAUCAUUGACCCGGUGACAAAGGUCUGCUCUGGUGUCGCUGUGAUCAGCGCAGCCACGGGUACUGAGAUCAGUGUCUACGCCAGCCGGGAAGUGAUCCUAUCGCAAGGUGUCUUCGAGACACCCAAGCUUCUCAUGUUGAGUGGAGUCGGCCCGACAGGAGAACUCGCCAAACACGGUAUCACCACCAUCGUUGACUCUCCUCACGUUGGCCAGCAUCUUUUGGAUCACCCGAUUGUGCCCUUCGUUCUCCAGAUCAAAGAUGGAUUCGGUCUAGAUGAUCACAUCCUCCGAACCGGCCCUCUCAAUGACCAGGCAGUGAGCGCCUACAAGAAGGACAAGACAGGACCCAUCAGCUCCGGACUCCUCGAGCUCGUGGGCUUCCCGCGUAUCGACAAACGCUUGGAGAACUAUGCCACCUAUCGCGAGGCCAAGGCCGCCAAUGGUGGACUGGAUCCCUUCGGACCAGCAGGCCAGCCUCAUUUCGAGCUUGAUUUCGUCGGAAUGUUCAGCACUGCGUUCCAGUGGCACUACCCGGUUCCCGAGAAGGGAAACUACAUGACUGUCAUUGUUGACCUGCUGCGACCCCUGUCCGAGGGCGAAGUCACCCUGCACAACGCCAACCCCCUUGUGCAGCCAAACAUCAAUCUGAACUUCUUUGGCAACGACUUGGAUAUCCUUGCUAUGCGGGAGGGUGUUCGUUGGACAUAUGAUGUCCUGACCAGCGGUGCUGGAUUCAAGGAUCUUGUCCUUGGCGAAUACCCGUGGAAGAUGCCUCUUCACUCUGACGAAGAGAUGCACCGGGCUGUUCUAGACCGAAGCCAGACUGGAUUCCACCCUUGUGGUACAGCACGUCUCUCGAAGGGUAUUUACCAGGGUGUGGUUGAUUCGAAGCUUCGAGUGCAUGGUGUGCACAACCUCAGAAUUGCGGAUGCUUCGGUCAUACCUGUUAUCCCUGACUGCCGUAUCCAGAACUCGGUGUACAUGAUUGGAGAGAAGGGCGCGGACAUGAUCAAACUUGCCCACAAGGAUCUUUAUGAUACGAAGGAUAUUCCUCAAUCUGUCUCAAGCAAAUUGUAA
Penicillium verhagenii is the source of this 1782-nucleotide messenger RNA. RefSeq names its product GMC family oxidoreductase. The transcript is spliced from 3 exons. Gene Ontology annotation, molecular function: flavin adenine dinucleotide binding; oxidoreductase activity, acting on CH-OH group of donors. Bases 1 to 1782 code for a protein of 593 amino acids. NCBI's taxonomy places the organism in Eukaryota, Fungi, Ascomycota, Eurotiomycetes, Eurotiales, Aspergillaceae. The record is from RefSeq and is a predicted model, not a curated record.